This is a messenger RNA of Prorocentrum cordatum, 1263 nucleotides long. The record is from the annotation of a GenBank genome assembly. Lineage: Eukaryota; Dinophyceae; Prorocentrales; Prorocentraceae.
CGGGAAACGGAUGUUCGUCUGGGGCUCUUUGGGGUCGUCCGGGACGCCGAGAGUGGCCCACAAGUGCUCGAAUACGGUCCGUAGUUCUUCGGCCCAAGCUGUGGUCAUCGUAGUACACUCAAUAUCCUUAAAUUCUCACGAGUUUGAUUCUUUACGCUCGCGCCAAGCACCUCAGCCGAAGCAAGCAUUCCGGCACUCACAAUGGUGCUCGCGAGGGCGAUCGCAUGUUUGAUAUUUGCAUUGAGCGGCAGUAACUUGGCCUCCGCCGUAUCCUUGAUUUCGAAAGCAGAGCCCCGCACGGGUCUCGAUGUGGCUCCUGAUCCCGAAGGUAAGAUGGAUACCGAUCCUGAGUGCAAUGACAUCGAAAGUGGGGGGCCCGACUGGGGCGAUGAGAGCUUGCAUGUCGAAGAUUUGGCACGUAUUGUUUCUGAGUGCCGUCAAAUGCAAGAUAAUAUGUCAUGGCGGUCAGUCAGUUCUUCUGUGCAGUUUGUGCAUGUUGGUAAGUGUGCAGGCAGUUCAAUCAGUAUGGCCCUCCAUAAGCAAACCCCUUUCCACGAGAUCCACAUUCGGCAGGUCGACAAUUGCCGCCCAGACGAGCAACGCACGUGGAUUGUUUCUGUCCGGGACCCGCUUUCCCGUGUUGUAUCGGCCUUCAAUUGGAGAAGCCCCCUAAACGGAGAUGCGCCACACGGGCAGUCGGGAUUCGCCCAAGAUAAGCAAGAGCAGCAGUUCUAUCGUUGCUUCCGAGAAGUCAACGAGUUUGCCGAAUCGUUGCAGGAUCAGAGCGAAUGCGGUAGCAUUGCCCGCCGAGCGCUUGAGAAGCCCAUCUAUUCUGAGCACGUCGGUAAAGGCUUCUACUAUUAUUUCGAACACGAUCUCGAGUGCGUACUCGCACAAGAGGUGUAUUUGAUUCGCUCGGAGACGAUCGCUCACGAUCUCAAUGAGGUGUUUGGGCGUCUGGGGUUGGAGGCGCCUGCCGAAAUUCCGCAUGACAAGGGUGAAUACCCCCUCCAGCACAAGACGUACCUCAGUGCCAAGGGGAAGCAGCUCCUGCAGAACGCGUUGAAGAACGACUAUGAGGUCGUGCGUGCUUUAGAACACGCUGCCAAGAAUGGCAGGCGUUAGGCGUUAGGGUCUGCGGCGGACUAGACAGAAAUCGCACCUUUUGUUUCGUGCGCUAGAAUGCGUUUCUGUCUCUCCCAUCCCUCGCUUUCUGUUAAUCCUCUCUCUCUUCUGUUCUUGGUCCUCCUCUUUUUUUGAUUC